Cryptomeria japonica (Japanese cedar) is the source of this 1922-nucleotide messenger RNA. RefSeq lists its product as uncharacterized. The transcript has 11 exons. NCBI's taxonomy places the organism in Eukaryota, Viridiplantae, Streptophyta, Pinopsida, Cupressales, Cupressaceae. Gene Ontology annotation, biological process: proteolysis. Gene Ontology annotation, molecular function: peptidase activity. Bases 138 to 1709 code for a protein of 523 amino acids. The record is from RefSeq and is a predicted model, not a curated record.
AAUGGAGGAAUAAUGACGAAAGAUUAACGUGGCUCAACAGCAAAUGCAUUUUUUAAGUUGCAAUUGGUCUGUUCAUGUAACAAAUUCCAAUUUGAUUCGCCAGCGGUGAAUGUUUUAAGUUAUAUCAAAACUUAGACAUGAAAAUCCUUUUCCAUCGGCAUGUAUUCUAUUAUCCUGGUGCUAUUAUCACACAUACUCUAACCUUAACGGGUUCCUUCCGCCAUUCAAUAAAAUCUGUUUCUUUAAUUUCAACAAAUAGCAGACGGAGGCUUGUAACGACAUUUUCCACUUCUCAGAAAUAUAGCUGUUCAAUAAGAAAUAUAUCUACAUCCAUGGAGAAAGCUGAAACAAAUGACAAUGAGCAUACAGUGGGAAGGUGGUAUUCCCUGCCAGAUUUGCAAAUCCGCGAUCACAGGUUUUCUGUACCCCUAGAUUACAAAUCCCCUGGGGAAGCUUUGAUAACUGUUUUUGCAAGGGAAGUUGUUGGUGCGGGAAAAGAAGACAAAACGCUGCCAUAUCUACUGUACUUGCAAGGAGGGCCAGGCUUUGAGAGUCCACGUCCGGAGCAAUCAAGUGGAUGGCUGAAGAAAGCUUGUGAAGAAUACCGCGUGAUUCUGUUAGAUCAGCGGGGAACAGGCUUGUCAACACCUCUAACUGUGUCUUCACUUUCCCAGCUUUCUUCUGCAAAACAGCAGGCGCAUUAUCUGCAGCAUUUUCGUGCAGAUAACAUAAUAAAUGAUGCGGAGUAUAUGCGAGUCCGUAUUGUACCAAAUGAAGAACCUUGGACAGUUCUUGGACAGAGUUUCGGUGGUUUCUGUGCAGUUACAUAUUUAAGCUUUCAACCUCAAGGUCUGAAACAGGUCCUUUUAACUGGAGGGCUUCCACCGAUCAAUGAUGGAUGUACUGCAAACGAUGUGUAUAGAGCAUGCUACAAGCGCGUUUUAUUGCAGAACCAGAAGUACUAUGAACGAUUUCCUCAAGACAAAGAAGUUAUUGGUGAAGUAGUUCUUCACUUGGCAGAGUCUGAAGGAAUGGGGGUACCUCUACCAUCUGGAGGCAUAUUAACUCCAAGGGGUCUUCAGCUCCUUGGUCUUUCAGGCUUGGGUUCAAGUGGUGGUUUUGAACGGUUACAUUAUAUGUUUGAGAAUGCUUGGGAUCCUAUACUGGUACCUGGAACUCCAAGACAACUUAGCUACAUGUUCAAAAGGGCGUUUGAAAACUGGAUAGGAUUUUAUACAAAUCCCCUCUAUGCUCUGUUGCACGAGGUGAUAUAUUGCCAGGCGGCUGCAUCACAAUGGUCUGCUCAUAAAAUCAGAGAUGAAUUUGGGAAUACGUUUAAUGCUGUAGAAGCUGCUAAAGAAGGCCGUCCUGUCUUUUUCACUGGGGAGAUGGUGUUCCCUUGGAUGUUUGAUGAGAUUGGAGCUCUUCAGCCUUUGAAAGAGGCUGCUCAUAUUUUGGCUGCAAAGGAAGACUGGCCACCACUGUAUGACAUUGAAAGGCUCAGAAAAAACCAGGUUCCUGUUGCAGCAGCCGUCUAUUAUGAAGAUAUGUAUGUUAACUUCAGUAUUGCUGAAGCUACAGCUGCACAGAUUGCUGGUAUUAGACUUUGGGUAACGAAUGAGUACAUGCAUUCGGGCCUUCGCGACAGUGGGAGCCAAGUUUUCGAUUACUUAAUGGGAAUGUUGAAGGGAAAGAAGCCCAUCUUUUGAUAUCAUUUCUGCUUCCAGAGAGGUCUAAUUGCUAUUAGACCAAAUAAAUAAUAUCAAUUUGCUUUUAUAAAGCCAGUAGUACUUUCUUUGUGGUGACAUUUUAUAUAUUGAAGCGGCUAUCUUUUGAUAUCAUAUUUGCUUUCAUUCUGUCUCUUUCAGAGAGUUCUAAUUGCAAUUAGACCAAAUAAAUAAUAUCAAUUUGUUUUUAAAUCA